AUGUGUGAUCACCAACAGGGAAAGGCAGCAGUAGCUAUGGAAGAAGCAAAGAAGCAAACUCAGUUUUUGAAAGUUUCCUAUCAGGUGACAAAUGCAGUCUUGAAGCUGAUUGAAAAGGAGAGAAAUGGUGAAACUAUCAACACCAGACUGAUCAGCGGUGUGGUUCAGUCGUACGUGGAACUUGGGCUGAAUGAAGAUGAUGCUUUUGCAAAAGGACCCACGUUAACGGUGUAUAAAGAAUCGUUUGAGUCACAGUUUUUGGCUGACACAGAGAGGUUUUAUACAAGGGAAAGCACUGAAUUUUUGCAGCAAAAUCCUGUAACAGAGUAUAUGAAAAAGGCAGAGGCUCGGCUUCUGGAAGAACAGCGUCGUGUACAAGUCUAUCUUCAUGAAAGCACACAGGAUGAGCUGGCUCGUAAAUGUGAACAAGUGCUUAUUGAAAAACAUCUAGAGAUUUUUCAUACAGAGUUCCAGAACUUAUUAGACGCUGAUAAAAAUGAAGAUCUUGGUAGAAUGUAUAACCUAGUUUCUCGAAUCCAGGAUGGCCUUGGGGAGCUGAAGAAGCUUCUAGAAACACACAUUCAUAACCAGGGUUUGGCUGCCAUUGAGAAGUGCGGAGAAGCUGCUCUAAAUGAUCCCAAAAUGUAUGUACAGACUAUUCUUGAUGUUCAUAAGAAGUAUAAUGCAUUAGUGAUGUCAGCUUUCAACAAUGAUGCUGGUUUUGUGGCUGCUUUGGAUAAGGCAUGUGGCCGCUUCAUAAAUAAUAAUGCUGUGACAAAAAUGGCUCAGUCAUCAAGUAAAUCUCCAGAACUAUUGGCGCGAUAUUGUGACUCACUUUUGAAAAAAAGCUCCAAGAAUCCAGAAGAAGCUGAACUUGAGGAUACGCUUAAUCAAGUGAUGGUGGUGUUUAAGUAUAUUGAAGACAAAGAUGUAUUCCAGAAGUUCUAUGCCAAGAUGUUAGCAAAGAGACUUGUUCAUCAGAACAGUGCUAGCGAUGAUGCAGAAGCCAGUAUGAUCUCCAAACUAAAGCAAGCCUGUGGCUUUGAGUAUACCUCUAAACUCCAGCGAAUGUUCCAGGAUAUUGGUGUGAGCAAAGACCUGAAUGAACAAUUCAAAAAACAUCUGUCUAAUUCUGAGCCACUUGACUUGGAUUUCAGUAUUCAGGUUUUGAGCUCCGGUUCUUGGCCCUUCCAGCAGUCAUGCACAUUUGCACUCCCAUCUGAGUUGGAACGCAGUUAUCAGAGAUUCACAGCAUUCUAUGCCAGUCGACACAGUGGGCGUAAAUUGACGUGGCUGUAUCAGUUGUCCAAAGGAGAGCUAGUUACAAACUGCUUUAAGAACAGAUAUACUUUACAGGCAUCCACAUUCCAGAUGGCAAUCCUACUUCAGUAUAACACAGAGGAUGCCUACACUGUUCAGCAAUUAACAGACAGCACUCAAAUCAAAAUGGACAUAUUGGUACAAGUUUUACAGAUAUUGCUGAAGUCCAAACUGCUGGUUUUGGAGGAUGAAAGUGCAAAUGUGGAUGAAAUAGAGAUGAAACCUGACACAUUAAUCAAACUGUACCUGGGGUACAAAAAUAAAAAGCUGAGAGUGAACAUUAAUGUGCCAAUGAAGACUGAACAGAAACAAGAGCAAGAGACCACACACAAAAACAUAGAAGAAGAUAGGAAGUUGUUGAUUCAGGCCGCAAUUGUGCGAAUAAUGAAGAUGAGAAAAGUUCUGAAACAUCAGCAAUUACUGGCAGAGGUACUGAACCAAUUGUCCUCCAGGUUCAAACCCAGGGUCCCAGUCAUUAAGAAAUGCAUCGACAUACUGAUAGAAAAGGAGUAUUUGGAGCGUGUGGAUGGGGAAAAGGACACAUACAGUUAUUUGGCUUAAUAUUAUAAAAGUGUCUGAAUAAAACUUCAUUCCUAAGACAUGCUGGCUUUGAAUACAGAGAAUGCUAUUAGUUUUGUGAUAAAGAUGGGAUUGUAAAAGAUUGCAUUCUUGAACUCCAUUGCAGCCAGUCUGCUGCCUGCUGGACCUCUAGUAAGAGUGGAAACCACCAGCCAGUCACAUUUACUUUACAGAACUGUUCUCAGGAUUGCUACAUUUCAAUAUGUAAAUAUCAAAAAGAAACCCCUAACCUUAAUACAGUAAAAUGAUAAAAAAGGAAUUGAAUCUUCUACAUCGGGGUUGCAUGCUACUGCCUUUCUGCAUUUAAAAACCUUACUUCAGCUAUACAUGGCCACCACUGCUCUGAAUGUAAGGGGCAGCAGGGAAAAAUAAACUAAUUUAUGAAUGCAAUGUUGGCAGCACUUUCCGAAAGCAUACUAGUGAAUUUGAACGAGCCCUUUAGAAAAAUGUGUAAUCUGCAUUAUCUGCUAUGAGAAAAACCAUUUGUAUAGUGUGGUUCAUUUUUUAAUGUGUGAUAAAUAAAAUUUAAUGAUUUCUGUAAA
Rhincodon typus (whale shark) is the source of this 2441-nucleotide messenger RNA. It is a transcript of the gene cul1b, whose product is annotated as cullin 1b. Gene Ontology annotation, cellular component: SCF ubiquitin ligase complex. The coding region runs from base 1 to 1881 and encodes 626 amino acids. The transcript has 18 exons. Gene Ontology annotation, biological process: SCF-dependent proteasomal ubiquitin-dependent protein catabolic process; protein ubiquitination. Gene Ontology annotation, molecular function: ubiquitin protein ligase binding. NCBI's taxonomy places the organism in Eukaryota, Metazoa, Chordata, Chondrichthyes, Orectolobiformes, Rhincodontidae. The record is from RefSeq and is a predicted model, not a curated record.